Molecule: messenger RNA, 1899 nt
Organism: Exophiala aquamarina CBS 119918
Lineage: Eukaryota; Fungi; Ascomycota; Eurotiomycetes; Chaetothyriales; Herpotrichiellaceae
Exons: 5
Coding region: 1-1899 (632 amino acids)
Biological process (GO): secondary metabolite biosynthetic process
Molecular function (GO): FAD binding; monooxygenase activity; transmembrane transporter activity
Source: RefSeq, a predicted model, not a curated record
AUGUAUAGAGGUACUGGACCAGAUGGUGUCGCCAGGCCCAAUUCAAGUGGGAUUACGGUGAUCAUUAUCGGGCUCGGGUAUGCGGGUGCCGUCGCUGCUGUGGAAUGUCAUCGAAAAGGACACAAGGUCAUCGUGUUUGAGCAAGCACCCGACAUCAAGGCUUUAGGCGAUGUCAUCGGUAUCACCGGCAACGCUGCCCAGAUUAUCUCCAAAUGGGGCGACGGCAAGGUCCACAAACGCAUCGAGCCCUUUUUGUCCGAUUAUGCUCGCAUGAAUAUCUACAACACUAAAGGCGAGCGCCUUUGGAGCCACACAAUGCUAGGAUAUUCUGCCGGGUCCGGCUAUGCGGCGAAUCGCGGCGAUUUGGCAGUCAUCUUCUACUCUCAUGUUAGGGACCUGGGCAUCGAAGUGCAUCUGGGCAAGCGGGUGACUAAGUACUUCGAGAACGAGGCCGAAGCUGGUGUUGUCGUUGAUGGGAAGCGAUAUGCAGCCGACUGUGUGCUUGCAUGUGACGGUGUGCACUCUAAAGCGCGUGGGUUUAUCAUUGGACGCUCCGACUCUCCCCAUUCCACAGGAUAUGCCGUCUAUCGAGCAUGGUAUAAUGGAGACAACGCAUCUCAAGACCCUGAUCUGGCCUGGCUCGUCGAAGGGCCCCACGACAAAAUGGAAACCUAUAUUGGACCUGACGUGCAUUGUAUCAUUGGAACGGGACGAGGCUGUAAGGAUAUCGUCUGGACCUGCACCCACAAAGACACCUAUGACAUUGCUGAGUCGUGGUCAUUCCCUGGCAAGAUUGAAGACGCACUCAAAGUAGUGGAAGGCUGGGAUCCUAAGGUGACCAAGGUCAUCAGCAAGACACCUCCAGAUCAGCUGGUCGACUAUAAGCUGCUCUGGAGGGAUCCCCUGCCCGGAUGGGUUUCGAAUCAUGGCAGGAUGAUGCUCGUCGGCGACUCGGCUCACCCUUUUCUUCCCACCUCGGGUCAAGGUGCCGGCCAGGCUGUCGAGGACGCUGCGACGGUUGCCAUAUGUCUCGAACUGGCUGGGAAGAAUCGGAUUUCUCUCGCUCUCCGGGCGUCGGAGAAGAUUAGGUAUGCUCGAGCCACGCUUGCCCAACGUAUUGGAGUCGAAACGCGCGAUGCCUGGCACAAGACCGACUGGAAUGCAGUCAAGAAGAAUCCCAAGCUGUUGGAGAUGCCUCGUCCUGAUUGGCUCUUUGGCCAUGAUCCCCAAGAAUACGCCUAUGAGGAAUUUGAAACAGCUGUACACGCCGUUGAGACCGGGUGUGAGUAUAUUCCGCGAAACAUCCCACCCCCAGGACAGACACAUAGGACGGGGGACUUCAGUGGCAAGAAGCUGAAGGCCUGGAAGGCUCCUAUGCUGCGCCCCAAGCUCUUUGGAAUCCUCGAAGACUUCAAGCUCGAACAUGUUCCUGGAACAGCCCUAUUGAACGAUGAGUUGCAGCCAAUCCACGCUGUGGGCCUGAAACAUGGGACAGGCAAGUAUUCCCAUAUCUUUCUGGUCCCGCAACCAUCGGAAGACCCAAACGAUCCCCUGAACUGGCCCCUAUGGCAGAAGGAUCUCUGCCUGUUUACUAGACUCCUCGGCACACUACUCUUUCCCGGCGUCUUGGUUUCCAUUCUAUCGCCGGCGACCUACCCCAUGUCUGCAGAAUUCGGCACGACUCUUACGGCCAUUGCCCAGCUGACAGGGUACUGUCUCCUCUGCGUUGGAUCCUUCGGUAUAUUUGUCUCCGCAAUGUCUCGUCUCUGGGGCAAGCGACCGCAAUUCUUGCUUGCCUCGCUCUCAGGUAUCAUCGGUACUCUGGUAGGCGAAUGCGCGAGAAAUUACAACAGCAUCCUUGCCGCUCGCCUCCUUCAAGGAUUCAGUGUUGCCGCUUAG